Messenger RNA from Lasiosphaeria miniovina, 789 nucleotides. RefSeq names its product necrosis inducing protein-domain-containing protein. The coding region runs from base 1 to 789 and encodes 262 amino acids. NCBI's taxonomy places the organism in Eukaryota, Fungi, Ascomycota, Sordariomycetes, Sordariales, Lasiosphaeriaceae. The record is from RefSeq and is a predicted model, not a curated record. The transcript has a single exon.
AUGAUCACCUCCCUCCUCGUCACAGCCCUCGCCGGCUCUGCUCUUGCCCUGCCGUUGCUCGAGCCGCGCGCCGUCAACCCUCCCACCGCCCUUCCCCAAAGGGCCACAGCCAACGACCUGAGGUGGCAGCCGUCGCUGGACUUUGACACAGACGGCUGCUACAACGUGCCCGCCAUCGACGCCAGCGGCAACAUCGUCCAGGGGCUGCCUCACCAGUUCGUCGGCACCUCCAGUGACUGCCACGACCUCUCAGACCUCCAAAACAAUAACGUGUACUCGCGGCAACGCUGCAACAACGGCUGGUGCAUCUACAUCUACGACUACUACUUCGAGAAGGACGUGGCCGUGCCCUACUUCAUCGACGUCGGCCACACGCACGACUGGGAGCACGUCGCCGUGUGGGUCAAGGACGGCCAGGGGGCGCAGUACGUCGGCGCGUCGCAGCACGGUAACUACGAGGUGCGCGCGGCCGCCAACGUGCGCUGGGACGGCGAGCACCCGAAGAUGGUCUACCACAAGGACGGUGCCAGCACCCACUGCUUCCGCUUCGCCUCGGCCGCCGACGAGCCCGUCGAGAACGCGCUCGGCGUGUGGUUCCGCGGCCCCCUAGUCUCGUACAACGGCUUCCCCGCCGGCAUCCGCGACCUCCUGUAUGCCCACGACUUUGGCUCCGCCAACAUCGCGCUUAAGGACUCGUCGUUCCCGGCCCAGAUCACCAGUGCCAAGCCCGCGGCUAUCGCGACGUUUGAUCCGAAUCUCGACGUCGGCUCCCCUGGCACGCCUCCAUGA